Malus domestica (apple) is the source of this 1696-nucleotide messenger RNA. Its product is annotated as ATP sulfurylase 2. The record is from RefSeq and is a predicted model, not a curated record. Gene Ontology annotation, biological process: sulfate assimilation. NCBI's taxonomy places the organism in Eukaryota, Viridiplantae, Streptophyta, Magnoliopsida, Rosales, Rosaceae. Gene Ontology annotation, molecular function: adenylylsulfate kinase activity; sulfate adenylyltransferase (ATP) activity.
AUGUCUCUCACCAUUAAACUCCACGACUGCCAUCUCAAUCUCCUCAACAACAACCACCUCGGCAUCUCCAAACCCAAAACCAAAGUCCCAAACCUCAAGCUCAAAUUCCGAACCAAACCCAUCUACCACUCCGACCCCUUACUCUCCGUCGUGUACAACUCCACAAUGCACGCCUCCUCCGCUCGCCCGCCUCAAUCCGCUGUCAUCAAGAGCUCCCUCAUCGACCCCGACGGCGGGGCCCUGGUCGAUCUCGUGGUGCCGGAGAGCCAGAGAGCUGCUAAGGCUCUGGAGGCGGAGGCGCUGCCCAAGGUGCGGCUGACAAAGAUUGAUCUCGAGUGGGUCCACGUCAUCAGCGAGGGGUGGGCCAGCCCGCUGCGGGGAUUUAUGAGAGAAGACCAGUACUUGCAGAGCUUGCAUUUCAAUUCGCUGCGGAUCGAAGACGGGUCGUUUGUUAACAUGUCGCUGCCCAUUGUGUUGGCGAUUGACGACGAGACUAAGGAGAGAAUCGGGUCCUCGAAUAAUGUCGGGCUGGUCGGCCCGGGUGGAGAUUUGGUUGGUGUAUUAAGCAGCAUUGAGAUUUACAAGCAUAACAAAGAAGAAAGGAUUGCUAGGACUUGGGGGUCAACAGCCCCGGGGUUGCCAUACGUUGAGGAGGUGAUCACUCCGGCUGGAAACUGGCUUAUUGGCGGAGAUUUGGAAGUACUAGACCGUGUCAAAUAUAAUGACGGGCUUGAUCACUACAGGCUCUCUCCUCGACAGCUCCGGAAAGAAUUUGACAGGCGUCAAGCUGACGCAGUUUUUGCUUUUCAGUUGAGAAAUCCCGUACAUAAUGGCCAUGCUUUGUUGAUGAACGACACACGCAGGCGACUCUUGGACAUGGGAUACAAGAAUCCAAUUUUGUUGCUUCAUCCUUUGGGAGGUUUCACAAAGCCUGACGAUGUGCCAUUGGAUGUUCGGAUGGAGCAACAUAGCAAGGUCCUAGAAGAUGGAGUUCUUGACCCUGAAACUACUAUUGUGGGUAUAUUCCCAUCACCUAUGCACUACGCAGGUCCAACUGAAGUACAGUGGCAUGCCAAAGCUCGGAUAAAUGCAGGAGCAAAUUUCUACAUUGUGGGCCGUGAUCCUGCUGGUAUGGGACACCCCACAGAGAAUAGGGAUUUAUAUGACCCUGAUCAUGGGAAAAAGGUGUUAAGCAUGGCUCCCGGGCUCGAAAAGCUCAAUAUUUUGCCUUUCAGGGUGGCAGCUUAUGACACUGUGGAAAAGAAGAUGGCAUUUUUUGAUCCUUCACGCGCUAAAGAUUUCCUCUUCAUCUCUGGAACCAAGAUGCGUGCUUAUGCAAAGAGCGGCGAAAACCCUCCUGAUGGUUUUAUGUGUCCCUCGGGAUGGAAGGUUCUCGUCAACUAUUACAAGAGCUUGCAAACAGAAGAGGCAUCACAGCAACAAGCUGUGUUAUCUACUUAGACAUCAGUGGUAAAUUAAUACCGCUAGCCAGAUUAUAACCUAUGCAACACAAGGGUAACCUUGGAGAGUAUCUUUUAUUUUCCAAUCCAGUAGCCAAAAGUGUGCUAAUGCCUGUAAAAUUGAUAUUUUUUUUUCUUGUUUUUUUGUUAUCCAAUUUUUUUUUUUUUGUUUAUGAGUUUAUAUACAGGGCAAGAAUUUGCUUAAUAUAAUGGCCGAGUACUAUUUUUUCUUGAAA